This is a messenger RNA of Xiphias gladius (swordfish), 4546 nucleotides long. Its product is annotated as interphotoreceptor matrix proteoglycan 2-like. Gene Ontology annotation, biological process: visual perception. The coding region runs from base 289 to 4476 and encodes 1395 amino acids. The transcript has 14 exons. Gene Ontology annotation, molecular function: heparin binding; hyaluronic acid binding. The record is from RefSeq and is a predicted model, not a curated record. Lineage: Eukaryota; Metazoa; Chordata; Actinopteri; Istiophoriformes; Xiphiidae.
AAAACCAAUCAUAGCAUUACAUCUGUAGAUAAAACACAAGAAACAAUAGGAGGUGAACCAUCAGAGGAUACAGAAGAGGCAACAUCUGAGGAGAUAACAGAGGAAGAAGUUGGUUUCAGGGAAGCAGGAGCAGAGGGAACUAAACCAGAAGUGACAGAGGAGGUUGGACCAGAGAUCCCUUCAAAAUCUGAUGAGGAGAUCACUCCAGUUGUUGUUGUUGUUGCUCCAGAUGACACUGAGGGAUUAUUGCCUUGGACUGAAGUGGAGGAAACACCUGGACCAAAUAUAAUGGUGGAACUUCCAGGAGACUCUGAGGUAGAACUACCUUCAGAAACCACCAAGCAGAGUACUACCCAGGUGGUUGAACAUUCAAGUGAGGUCCCAGAACCUCGAUACCUCCCAGAAGUUGAGGAAGAAUUCGUCCGAGAGGCUCCAAGUGAAAUAACUCCAGAAGUUUUGACUCCCACCCUUCUGGGGAUGACUUCAGAGGUAGAAAUCCCUGAGGUGGUAACCUCAGAGUACCCUGAACAGCUUGCCCUAGAGCCUGCACCUGGGGAAGACAGCACACCAAGUGAGGACACCGUCCAGGUUCCUCCGGCGGAGGUCAUGACAGAGGCUUCAGAUGAAGUACCAUCUGAGUCAUCAGAUGAAAUCACUCCAGAAACUGUUGAGCAAGUCACUGCAGUAAGUACCAAGGGUACUGCCACUCAAGAGGACACCCCUGGCACAUCUUUGGAAGUCACGACCAAGUACGUAGUGGAGUACAACAAUGGCAACUUCCCCGUUCGAGCAGAGAGGCCCUAUGAUGUAGAUGACAACUUACUGGGAAACAAUGGCUUUGGGUUGGAUGGUGAGGCGGAGAACUCGAUUGGUAACGAGAUCGACGACACCUUGUUGCGGCCCCUGAGGCCCCUGAAGGACCAGGUGGUCGAGCUGAGCAUCAAGCUGAGAGGAGAAACCUACAACGACGCUCUCAGAGACCCGAGCAGCUUCCACUACCAGCAGCUGGCCAGACACUUCACACGCAAGAUUGAAGACGCCUUUGAGAGGCUGCCGGGCUUUAAGAAGGUCUACAUCAUCGAAUUCAGGCCGCAGAAGGACCUGGAGCGGGGUUUGGUGGUCCUGGUGCACUACGCCAUCACUCUGGACGUGGACGGCAGCGGCAUCGCCAACGAAACGCUGGACUUCAUCUCUCUGCAGAACAACCUGGUGGAGAAGAAUUACCCCGGAGCCGCAGAGCAGCCCACCGUCGUCUACACCAUCACGGACUUCCGCAACUACAUCACCGAGGCGCUGCACAAAGACAACCUCCUGACCAACAGCAGCCUGGGUACGCAGGCUGACCCGCUGCAGCUGGAGAACGCGGAGAACUUGUUGCCCUCUGUGAAACCUACGAGCCGACCGGCCGACACCCACAACAACAUGGAUAACGUACUGGCUGCAGAGAAGCCUCCCGACGCACCGAGCCACGAGGUGGACAGCAGCGGCGUUUUCCUGAAGAAGGACGACUUCCUGCUCGACCCCUUCGACCCGUGGAAAGGUCAUCAGAGCGGGGGGGCGAGCGAGAACGACGUCUUCAUGUUCGACGAGAGCACGGCUCGGCCACCGCCUGCCGAAUUCCCCGCAAACAUGUUGGACCUGGAGACAACGAAUCAAGAGAAUAAUGGAAAUAUUGAAGAUGAGGGAUUACUCCGCAGCAAUGCUCCCGGUGCCGGAGAUGAUAUCCCCCGAGGGGAUCAUGCAGUCGGUCCUGGAGGCUCCGCUGCCUACCCCCCUCCGCCAGUGAAACAUCUGACAGGCUCUGAGAACACGUUGGGCGAUGGAUCUGGCUCUGGUUUCUCUGGAGACGGCCAGGGAGCUGAUCUCUGGUCCUGGCAGCCUGCGGCGACAUCUGACAGGACCGGCUUUUACAACAGGGGGGAUGGCAGCCUAGAGGUGCUACCGCCACCUGAUUUGGAGGAGACUGAUGAGGAGGACGAAGACCAGGAUGAGGAGGGGUUUAUUGUUGAGUUGUCAUCCACUGAGAAAGAUGAUUUGGUUGCAGUGGGAGUAGAAUUCAACAGUGCUCACCCUUCGUGGACACCAGCAGUUCCUGCUUUUGAGGAUUCAUUGCCAGAUGGAGGCAUUGAGGAACCUUUUCUGGAUAAAGUCCUGGUCACGCCGUACAUCAGCACUGACCCGCGGUACUCAUCGACGACCCAAGCACCUGUAUUCUCACCCAAAGGAACCUUGACUGUCGGACUUUCAGCGCAAGCAGUCGAAGCAUCUAGCAUCUAUGACGACUACUCCUUGACGGAACUGCAUUUGAUAAUGGCACCAGUCACAGAUUCUCCUAAACCUGAAGCUUGGACUCGUGAAGCCCCUGUUUUUGCAGGAUCCACUGAUUUAGCAGUCAAGCUUCAAGAAACCACUGAAGUGGUGGAAGUAACUACUGCAGCAGAAAUAGAUCUUCCAGUUGUUACAGUUGGGACUAUAUAUGCAGAUGAUGUACCUAAGAAGGAGGAGGUUGAAGUCAUUUUUGUGCCUGAAGUGCCUGAAGUCCUUGAUACUGGCACCUCCUCAGCCGAAGAGUCACCUAUGUUUGUAGAAGUCCAGGCAGUCACAGUCAAAGAAUCCAGCGUUGAUACAAUCACAGAAGAGCCACCAGAACUCGAGGUACUCACACACAAACCCAAACUGCUGCUGCCAGAACCCUCAGAUCACGAUGAGGUUGAGAUUAUGGAAGAGCAGCACAUAGGCGCCACUGAUCCCACAACAACAACAGCGCCAGCGGUUGAAGCCCUAGACGAAGACCUGGUUGUGGAUGAAGUCAUGAUCAUCACCACAACCACUGCUGCUCUGGUCCCAACUUUGUCCAUAAGCGCAGACCACAGCACCAGCAGCAUCGUGCUCUCGCCUGAGAAGGACUCACCAUUCACUCGAGUGUCGGAUUCGGUGCCAGAAGACGAGGAACUGGAUCAACAUGAGCACCUAAACCAUGAAGAUGAUGACGAAGUUCCGAUAAGCACUCCAUCUUCAGAUGUUACUCAGUCGACACUCAGAGGGGUGGUCACAAAUGAAACAGAAAGUGCUACAACAGAUGUUGCAGGAGGGUCGGCAGGUGUUUCAGUGCAGGACAAAGACAUGGACACAACCUUGACAGAUACUUUGCAAGGGGAAGUAGAUACACGUAUCCUCCAAACAACAGCUUCCUCGCUUCAGGAAGUCAAAGACAGCACUCCCGCUACUGAGACUGAGCCCUUUGAGCGUGAUUUCUCCGAUGUGCCAAGCAUCGACGUCAGCUUCGACGUGUUCCAGUACGGUGGCAUGGCGACUGAGGGCGACAGCAGUGGCUUCUCCAGCGGGCCUCAGGGGACAGAUUUGGAUGCCAUUGCUUUACCGACCCGACCUGGCAGGGCCCUGACUGUGUUCUUCAGCCUGAGGGUGACCAAUAUGGCGUUCUCCACGGACCUCUUCAACAAGAGCUCCCCUGAGUACAAGGCCCUGGAGCAGCGGUUCCUACAACUGCUGGUCCCGUACCUGCAGUCAAACCUGAACAACUUCCAGAACCUUGAGAUCCUAAACUUCAGGAACGGCAGCAUCGUGGUGAACAGCAGGAUGAGAUUUGGUAAGCCGGUUCCCAGAGGUGUCACCAAUGUCGUCUACCUGAUCCUGGAAGACUUCGCCAACACCGCCUACCAGACUAUGAACCUGGCCAUCGACAAGUACUCACUGGACGUCGAAUCAGGUGACAGAGCAGAUCCCUGUAAGUUCCAGGCGUGUAACAAGUUUUCCAGGUGUAUGGUGAAUCAGUGGUCGGGCGAGGCUGAGUGUGUUUGUGACGCCGGGUAUCUGAGUGUGGACGGUCUCCCGUGUCAGAGCGUCUGCGAGGUGCAACACGACUUUUGCCUCAACGACGGCAAAUGCGAUAUCAUCCCCGGCAAGGGCGCCAUCUGCAGAUGUCGGGUCGGGGAGAACUGGUGGUAUCGUGGUGAGCACUGCGAGGAGUACGUUUCCGAGCCGCUGGUGGUGGGCAUCGCCAUCGCCUCGGUGGUCGGGUUCCUCAUGGUGGCAGCCGGUAUCAUCUUCUUCCUGGCGAGGACGCUGCGAGAGCAGUACGACGGGGAGGACACUGAGGACCCACUAAGACGUGGUGACAGUGUGCCAACGCUGGAGCGCGCCACCAAGUUCAACCCAAUGUUCGAGAGCGACCAGGUCACCGCCCAGUACUACCGUCGUUAUGAAGACGAUAUGCCCCAGCGCUACCGGCGCCGUGACCCCGACCUCCCCCAGUACAGCAGCUCUGCAAGCGUAGACGGCUCCAAAGAGCUCAGCAGCGACGAGAUAAGACACAUCUACCAGAACAUCACGCUCACUAAAGAGGACAUCCAGGAGCGUCUGAGGAUAAUCGAGUUGUGUUCCAGGGAUCAACACUUUGCCGACUUUGUGCGACAGACUCAAGUAUUCCUGGAGAGGAGAGGGAGCUCCACCACAUAGUGAGCAGCGAGGCGGUGACCUCGAGGUACGAAUAUCAUGUUGCUCCGAGACAUUUUUCCCAACUUUAAUG